ACCCACGUCUGGCAAGCGAGGGAGCAAGGGCGCGCUCUCGGCGGGGCUGCCGAGGGCGCGCGUCUCCGGGGAAGCGCCCGGGGGCUCCUCCUGCUGCGGGGAUGACACGGGGUGGGCUGGGGGCGCGAGUGGGGUGAGUGGCGGGGCGGCGAUGGCAAACUUUUCUUUUGCUGAGCGGGAAAGGGGGUGUCCCUUGGCGUUGGGCUGGGCCGGGGUCGCGCGGAGUCUCCUCUUUUCUCCCUCGGCUCAUUCAUUCCUCUCUCAACGCGGCUGGCUGGGCUCCUUUCAGAUCUUUUUUUUUGACCUGGUUAACGCAGAAGGGGGACCCCCCCCCCGACAUGCCGGGCCAAGUUUAGCUUAGACGAGGCUGGCGAAGUUUUCCAUGUCAUUUCCUGUUGCUGCCCUCCCGAGCCGAGCACCCACCCACCUCGCAGGCUCUCCUCGGCCGCGCUCCCGCUUUCCUUGCUGCCCCGACGCUCUCUCUGGGAUGCGCGCUCGCCCUCCGGCCGGGGGGCUCCGGCGAGGCUUCCUGGGCUGCGCGCAGCUCCGCCGAGAGGAAUCGUGAAAGGUAAAAAAGGAAAAGGGAGCCCCGUCUUCUCUCCGGGGCGAACAAAGCCGCGGGAGGAGGAGGCUGGCAGAGCGAGGGUGGGGGUGGGGGGGCUGCUUUUCCACGGAGCCACCGGGACCUUUGACAUCUCCAGGUGCGCCCUCUUAGAGGGGGAGAACAAGGGAAAGGCCGGGGAGCCGAGCACCUGGGGGCCCGAGGUCCCUUUGGAGAGGUGCUGCCGAGCACCCGGAGUUUGCUUCCAGAACCAGGUCAGAAGCAGGUUCCGGACUACCUUUCCAUUCGUAUUAGGAGGAGGAAAAGCUGGCGGCAGCAGUUCAGAAUGAAAGACCCCAAGCGAGGUUUGUUUGGCAAGCAGUGGCUCAUUCGCCGUGGAAUAAUUCGAGAAAAGAGUAAUUCAGGAGAAAAAGCAACUCAGAGCUGGAAAGGAGCUGUGAAUAUGAGCAAGCAUGGCGCUCGAAAUGUGUGCUCUUUAGUUUCUGUGUAGGGUUGUUUCCGGCAGAAUACUGUAUAUGGACCUACUUUAGUUUUCGCAGAAGUAGCAAAGAAGUUGUACGUUCAUAGACGUGAAGUUCUCUCUUAAAAACCGAUACUGUUUUUAAUUUUAAUAAUUACACUGUUUCAUUACAUACUGCUAAAACUAGAAAUACACUCAUAUCCUGCUGCAUACAACAUACCGGUAACCGUAACGCGCAGCACUAACACGGGGACAUUGCUAGGCACCUGAAACACUCAGGGCUCCUGCCCAGGACAGAAAUUUGCAUAAGACAGGCAUAUGCUAAUUUAGAUAUAAAGAUGCCGAUUUGGGGUGCUUUUAUAGGGGAAAACAAACAAACGGUGGCUUUUGCUGUCAGCUGUGUUCCGGGCAGUGUGCCCGGCUCCCCUGCUAAACAAAGUAAGGCCGGGGUCAGGAGGUCCGGGGGCAGCACGAAAAGCUUGUGGCCUCUGGUCCCCGUCCUCCGUCUGAAACAUCGCUGCACUAGAGUUGUUUUUCACAGGUGUAUGUCAAUUUCUGUAAUGAUUCCUUCUCUUCCUUCCCAGCAUUUUGUCAAGCAUCAGUUUCACCAUAAGACAUUCCUCUUAAUUUAAAGGAAACAGAGUCUCUUGACUCCAUCUCUCUUUCUCGAAAAUGUAUCUACAGUUACCUCCCCUAUUUUCCUGAUCUUGACUGCUGCGCUCCCUUUCUGAAACACUUUGGGGGGUUACUUUAAGUGCUAAACCAGUUUAUCUGCUAAUAUUAAUGUUAUUUCUAGAGGUGCCGGACAGCCAGCAGUUUCUAUUACUUGGGUUAGACUUUUGAGUUUUUAAUGAAGUUAAAAUGCCUUGUAGAAAUAUGAACUGUAAAAAAGAGGAAAAUGCAGAAUUUCUCUUUCUCAUUCCUGUUGUUUUGUAGACAAACAGAACAUUAAAAGAGAGCAAUGGUAGAAACAUACAGAAGCGGCUCACAAGGUUGAGAUGCCUUCUGAGCAGGGCCGACCCACCCAGGAGGCAAGGGGAGGCAACUGCCUGAGGGGGCAGGAUCCACAGGAGCAGCAGAUCUGGCCACCAAGGGAAGCAUCACCUGCUCCUCCUGCUGCUGCUGCAGUGGCAGCAAUGACUACAGCCCCUCCUCCUCCUCAGCAGCCCCCCCCCCCAUACCACCUAUACCAUGGCCUCUUGGUGAAUCAGGGGCGCUGAGCUCCUUCCACCACUAGGCAGGAGAAGGCAGGGGCUGCCCUCUGGGGUCUCCUGGGCUCUGCACCUGCCCAGCAUAAUUCAGAGAGGGCCCCUUUGGAUUCUCAGUUCAGUCGUCAAGUCAGGUUGAUUUGAUUCCUACCCUGUUCUCAACGUAGAUUUUUCUUCCUCCCUUGUUCCUGAUGUAGAUCUUCACUCACCCCUUAUUCCCUUGCUGGGGGGAUGGGGUGGGCACCAUUUGGUGGUUCACCUCAGGUGCCAAAAUUUCUUGGGCCAGCUGUGUUUCAGAAGCAACUGGUAAUUAAUUCAAGCAUGCCAGAAAGAAGUUUGUGACUUGCUAUCCUGGUUUUCUAUAUGAACACAAACCAUAAGAAGGAGGAAGUGCUAUAAGUUGAGCAGGCCGUGUUUGUAACCCAGGAGUAGGGUCCUUCUUAGCCUGCAUCUACUCAUGAGUAGUCAAACAGAGGCAUUCAUGAAAAUCUCUAGUACUUGCUACAGGAUGGGCAUAGUCAGCAUUUAUUUUGGGGGGGCAGGCUUUUUGUUAGGGGGAGGCAGAACUGAGUUAUCUGCAAUGCAAAUGGUCAGUUAAUUACCGUAUUUUUCGCUCUAUAAGGCGCACCAGACCACGAGACGCACCUAGUUUUUGGAGGAGGAAAACAAGAAAAAAAAUAUUCUGAAUCUCAGAAGCCAGAACAGCAAGAGGGAUCGCUGCGCAGUGAAAGCAGCAAUCCCUCUUGCUGUUCUGGCUUCUGGGAUAGCUGCGCAGUCUGCAUUUGCUCCAUAAGAUGCACACACAUUUCCCCUUACUUUUUAGGAGGGGAAAAGUGAGUCUUAUAGAGUAAAAAAUACAGUAAGUAUUUCUAUUUAUUUACUUUAUUGGGGAGGCAGCUGCCUCCCCUGCUCCCCCCCCCACCGUGCCCAUGUGCUACACCCCUACAGUCCCACUUCUGCAGCUCCCACUUCUCCCAGAGACUGGCAACUGAUGGACCAGAGCUCCCCCACCCUAUUAGGGAAGCAAAUGUGGAUCAGGGGCUGCCAGCUGUGGACUCUUACUCAGUUGGCAUGUUGUCUGUUUAGGCAUUGGGUUAAAUAGAUGUUGUGACCAGGUAUUCAGGCCAGUGCAGCCUUUUGGCAUGGUAACCGUUUUGGACGGGUCUUCAGAGCCUGUGCUGAAUGCAUACCCUCUAGCAUUCCUCAGAUGAAAAUAGGGACAUUUCUCACUCCCUGCCAGCUGACCCUCCUUGACCCACCAUUUUUUUGUCCAUCCCCCUGCUGCAGAGCAUUUCCACCACCCCCACCCCAAUGGGACAGAGCACACAGCUUCCACUGUCCUGAGAAAGUCCCUGAAUCCUGAUUUCAUUUUAUUCUUUGGUAGAUUUACAAAAAGCACUGGCAGGGGAUAUAGGGACAUUCUGGGAUCAAAUAAUUGCAUUUUCACUUUUAAUUUGUAUACCACCUUUCUAUAUUAGUAUUCUCAAGGUGGUUUACAAGUUGAAGAAACAAGAAAAUAGAGAGCAAAGAUCACACACAUAAUAACAUUCUGAUCCAACACAAAAAGUCACAAUAACUUUAAAAUAAACAGCUUAAAUCAAAUAAAGCAAUAUUGCCAGCUCAAGAAGUCUGAAACUGGUAUCACGAUCUGAACUUCAUACUGGUUUCAGACAAAGAAUUGGAAUAUUGCUCAGCUUUAGACUAAAGAACCCUUUGUGAUCGAGGUAACGUAAGAAAUGAAGAGGCAUUCCCAGAGCAACUUGAAAAUACCCAAACAUAGGGGAAAGAAGCCGGAGGCAUUCAUGCUCCCUAUUAAGGGGAUCAGAGGCUCCUAAACCCCUUCUGCAAAUUCAGCCACGCCCGUCUGAGUCUCCUGCACUGGUCUGACGGCUUUGCUGAGCCCUGACUUAGGAGCAAGGAGGCUUCCCUGAGGCACCAGCUGAUGUGCUGCCUGGAUCUCAGUCUGUGGGUGCCUGUUAUUUGCCCAAGAAAGGGACCUUUCUCCUGCAAAUGUGGACUGACCUUUACAGCUGUUUAAGUUUUUGUUGUUGUUGUUGAUUAGCCAGUCACAGUAAUUAUUAACUGUAUUUUUAUUCUUAAAUGGUGUUUAAUAUUUUGAUGCUGUGCACUACCCUGAUAACUUCAUAAUAUGGCAGUAAUAGAAAUACUUUGAUAAAUAAACAAAUGUGUUAAAAAUUGCUUUUGUUCUGUUCUGCCUCUUAAGUCGUUUUUGCUAGUUCAUCUAUUACAGCUAAGAGAUCGUUACUGUUCUCCGGAUUGUUAGAACAUAAAUUCUUUCGUUCGUUCGUUCAUUCAUUCAUUCAUUAUAUCACCCUCCAUCUGAAGAUCUCAGGGUGGUUCACAAGAUAAAAGUACAGGAUGAAAGCACAAAAUAAAUAGUUAAAACAAAAACAACACCCACCUCGUGCCACAAAAACAUUUAAAUGGCUGUCGAAUAUUUAUCAGCCUGGCUGCAGAGAAACUUUUUCGCCUGGCACCUAAAGAUGUAUAAUGAAGGCGCCAGCUGAACAUCCCUAGGCAGAGCAGUUCCUAGGAUUUACGUUACUACCAAGCCUGAAGUUCAUGCUCUGCUAUUUGGCCUUGUAAUUGCGUAGUGUUUGGGUGCAUCUUACUUACAGGGUCUGUAUUUGAGACUCUGCUUCAGUUGCCUGUUGUUGCACCUAAAGAGCAAGUUUUGAUUUCAGGUCUCUCUGUAAGCCAGGGCAAGCAUAUGACCGAGGGCCUCGGCAGACCCUCCAAGUGCCCCAGGGACACCACUGAUUUACAGAAGCCCUCCUGCUUUUCCUUAGGUCGUCCCUAUUUUCACUGGAGAAACGUUGGAGGGUAUGGAUUUAUCCAACCCCCGGUCCCUCUGAAGGCAAUCCUGUAAAGGGAUUUUAAAAAAAAUGUUUAAUGUUUUAUUAUGUUUUUAUGUAUGUUGGAAGCUGCUCAGAGUAGCUGGGGUAACCCAGUAAGAUGUGUGGGGUAUAAAAAGUAAAAUCAUCAUUAUGGAAUUGGAUGUUUCUAUUUUCAUCAGAGAAAUGUUGGAGGCUCUGCCUAUGUGAAAUAAAUGUUGUCACACUGAAUGGGGUGUAUGUCACUGAUCAUAUGGUGUUGUCACAGGCAGGGGUGAAUCUAGGUUUCAUUUCACCUGAGUCAAAGACGCAGUUUGGCAACCCCUGUGUGCAUUUGUGUACACACACAGGCUGGGAGCCUCAGUGGAGCCCCUUCUAGAGGCGUUAGGUAAAGGUAAAGGGACCCCUGACCAUUAGGUCCAGUCGCGGAUGACUCUAGGGUUGUGGCGCUUUAUAGGCUGAGGGAGCUGGCGUUUGUCCGCAGACAGUUUUUCUGGGUCAUGUGGCCAGCAUGACAAAGCCGCUUCUGGCAAACCAGAGCAGCGCACGGAAAAGCCAUUUACCUUCCUAUUUAUCUACUUGCACUUUCACAUGCUUUCGAACUGCUAGGUUGGCAGGAGCUGGGACCGAGCAACGGGAGCUCACCCUAUCGUGGGGAUUCAAACCAUCAACCUUCUGAUCGGCAAGCUCUAGGGUCUGUGGUUUAAACCACAGCCUCACCCACGUACCGGAGGCAAAAAAACCCUCUGUUCCCUCUCCCUGCUCCCUUGCUCCCCCAUAGCUCUGGCUCUGGUGUUUGCUGUAGAUAACAAGUGGUAUUCUGUCACUUUCUCUUCUGGAUUUGUAAGUGGUCUCCCAGGUAUCCGUUUCCCUCCUUUUCUUGAUUGUGGAUUUUUGUCAGACAAGCUAGAACAAAUGGCUCUAGACAAGGGACGGUGUGCCAUGUGCUGAGCAGAAGCUUGCUGCCUGCAGAGAUUUGCAGCAGUCAGUAUAUUUGUGACAUAUGAUGGUGCUUAUAUGGCAACCGCCUAGUUGAAGUGGGUGCUCUAGAACAGGGGUUGGCAAGGUUUACCUCGCCUGGGCCAGUUCACUCCAGAGGAGAUCCCUCUGUGGGCUGGAUUGUGCAUGUGUGCGCGAUUACCAGCAUCUGCGUCUACACAGACACGAUUUCUGGCGCUGCAGAAGCGAGUCCCUGUGCCAGUUUAGCGCAGCGCGUGGGGACUCACCGAGCAGGUGGCUUGGUUCAGGGGCGGCUCGUGGGCCAGUUAAAUGACCCCCGUAGGCCGCUUAUGGCCCAUGGGCCUUAGGUUGCCUACCCCUGCUCUAGAAAGUGGGCCUGCUGCAGGGACGGCUCCGCUUCCAGGUUGUUGCUGCUGCUGUUAUUACCCCUGCUACAAUGUUUAUGUUUCUCAAAUGUGAUGCACAUGGUUUCAAAGUCAUGUGCAUAAGAAAACAGAAAUGAUAAGAACAUAGAUGCAAUUACCGUAUUUUUCGUCCUAUAGGAUGCACCGUCCCAUAAGGCACACCUAGUUUUUUGGGGGGAAAUAAAGGGGAAAAAAUUUACUUCCCCCCCCCAGGCGUGGGGUUGGGGCGGGGGAAGCCCGAGCUUCCAGAACAGGCAAUUCUCCGCAAGCCAUGGGAGCCCGCGCCGGGCUCCCGCGCCUUGUGAAGAGCUGCACGAAGCCUGGGCGCGCUGAGCUCAGCGCGCCCAGCCUUCGGCAUGCAGGCAACUCUCCGCAAGGCAUGGGAGCCUGGCGCGGGCUCCCAUGGCUUGCGGAGAUCUGCGCGAAGCCUAGAGAGCAAGAGGGGUCAGUGCGCACCAACCCCUCUCGCUCUCCAGGCUUCAGCGAAAGCCUGCAUUCGCCCCAUAGGACGCACACACAUUUCCCCUUCAUUUUUGGAGGGAAAAAAGUGCGUCCUAUGGUGUGAAAAAUACGGUAACAAAAACUGCAGACUAAAAUUUUUAAGUGAGUGAUUCAUCUUUAUUCAGCCAUUUUAGAAACUGGAUUAGGAGUCUGUCAGCAUGAACAGAACGUAUCUAGCUGAGAAACGUUAAGGAUGUCUUGAAGACAGAGCCACAGGCAAGGGAGACUUCCCGCCAGGAUUUCAGCUACUUUUACUUUACCAUCAAGCAUCACCAUCAGAUAUGUGGGCUUCCCCAUCCUUACAGACUCUUAAUCCAGUUUCUAAAAUGGCUGCAUAAAGAUGAAUCAUAAUUACUAUUAAUUUUAUGUCUUUCUGCCUGGCUGACUCUCUCUCCACAGCUCUCCCUGGAGGAGAGAAGCACAAGCAAACAUUGGCUAGACAACUCACAAUUUUGAGAAUAGAUCUUAAGCUGUAAACUCUGCUUUGCUUUCUGGGUCAUGAUUAGAGUGCCAGGGGUUGGGGAAAGCACUAAGAUAUAAAACUGAUCAGGUAUCUAUGAUAUGUAAAGUGGCAGAAAGGAGAUUUCUAAAAUUAACAGUAGUAGCAACAGCAGCAACAGCAGCAGCCCCUUAGUUUAAAAAACACAUAAACACACCCAUCUAGUGCGGCAGAAGCAGCUGAGCUACCCGAAAGCCUCUUCAGCAUGAGACCCCAAAGAAGAGGCCAAGUUGUGGUUCUCUCCCUGCCUUCCACCCUUGCAAACAUAUUGUGGAUACUUAAGCACUUUAGUUUUACAAAUAACAGCUAACUAAACUGAAAAGUGCUGCUUCUCUACAUCUUUUCUGAUUCUUUCUCUAUCCUCGCCAUUUGCAAAGAAACAGAAGACACUUAUUAAUACUUAGCAGCUAAUUGAGAUUUGCUUGCUUGUUUGUUUAUUGCAUUCAUAUUUCAAAUUUUCUCCAAGAAAUUUAAUCAAAAUAGAGGCUCAGGAGGGUCCCCUGCCCUUCCUAAGCCACUCCUAAUGAAAUAUGCUAGAAUGUUGUUUUCAACCCUGGAAACAGGGAUGGGACAUAGACAUGGUUGUGGUUGUGUGUGCUGUCCAGAGAUGAGUGGCCAGCCCAGGAGACAGUCAGAAACAAGUCCAGAGCAUCUCUUAAUGUAAGAUAUUGGAUAUGCAUGUAAGGAACAGAGAAAGAAAUGGGCUCUAGCUUAGGUGGAUUGGGGGGUUUAGGGUGGGCAGUGCCCUACCUGCCCUAAUGGACCAGUCUCUAUGGACUUGGCAUCAUAAUGACAUCUGGUGUUUGGGUGCUUUGAAGUCCCAAAGUUGGGACUUCACAGCAUCAUGUAGGACUUGCAAACAGCCCUUUAAAGCAUUUGAGGUACUGCCCAUCAGCUGGUAAGUGGUAAAGCCAAAGCCUGCUUCCCAUCUGCAUCAGUUGCCCAAGUUAGCUCUUCACGGAUGACUCCAGCUGUGUAGCUCCUGCUGCACCUUGCCAAUGCACAACCGAGAGCACGCUUGAACGCUCUCAAUUCUUGUCUCUACCCCCACCACAUCUGAUGGGCAGGUAGGCAUGGCUUGGGGGAAAUGGCCUUGCAGGUCAAAUGUGCAAGGCCCUGGCAUGUGUCCUGUGGUGCAGUGGCUUCCCACCCCUGCCUUACAAGGUGGGGACAACACUGACCCAAGAGUCAGUAGUAUAUCACACUUUAAUACAUGUUGCAGCUUAUAUCUUCACUCAUUAAGAGCUCAGGCUAAGGGAGGCUUGUAGUGCUUUCCAGGCCUCUGGGGGAGUUUCAGGGAGAGAAAAGAAGAAAAUGGCAGCUCCCCCUCCCUCGCUGGGCUCCCUUACAUGGCAGCAGAGCCUUCUGGCUGCAGGUGCCAUUCCCUCUGUGCAAAGCUGUCGGGGAUGCAUUCCAGGAGUGGGUUGAGCCACACACCCUUAACACUGACACACACUCCCUGAGCACACAUGGCUCUCACACACAACCCCCUGCUUGUUCCCCCCCCUCCUCUGAUCCACUCAGAUAAGCUGAGGAAGGGAGAGUCCCUUCCCCUGAACUCCUCCUCUUACUCUCCUUGAGUGUUCAGGGAUUGGGUCUUCUCUUUUUAGAAAAGGUGGGGGCAGAGGGUACAUGUGUAUUUGUGUGUAUGGGGGGGGGGUGUCCAGCCAGUUCUGAAGGCAUAGCGAUCCUGGCUGCUUCGUUCAGGCUGUGGACAGGUUGCCCCAAGAAACACAGGAAGCAUCACCUGCUGCCUCUGAAAAGAGACUUGUGUGUCCUCAGCUGCCAUUGCUGCAGAACCUCUGGGCUUUCUAGCAGCUGAAGAACUGACCUUUACAGGAGUUUUAAAAGGGGGAUAAUAAUGGGGGGGCCUUAUGCAUCACCUCACAUUAUUGUAAGCAAAGUUGUACCCCCCCACUCAAAAGCCCACCCCCAUCUGGGGAACCUAGCUCCCUUUGCUAUCUUUGGAAUGGAUUUUGCUUCCCACCGAAAAAUGACAAACAUUCCACUGUGAGGACUUUCAGAUCAGCCCUGCCUGCUUUCUCUCGCAGAUGUGCGUCACCCCAAUGUCCUUCUGUCCCUCUCUGAGUCCUCCAGCAAGCUUGCCCUUCUCCCUCCUGGCUUUCUCUCUAGCCCAGCAGGGAUUGUGUGAGCUUUGGAGUUCCCUUGAGCUGCAGAGGGAGCAGUUGGGGCUGAAAGGUUGAAGGCUAAGUUCCAAGGAGGUGGACUUUAGACUAAGGGACAGGCCAAUAGAAUCUGACUGUUCUCAUUCUGGAAGGGGAUGGCAAAAAGAAAUUGCCUUGAAAAGUGGGGAAGAAAUUCAGUGACAUUUGGUGUGAGGUAGGAAGUGUGAAGGGUCUUUCUGCUGAGCGGUCCAGGGUGGUGAAAGUUUUACAUUGGUCUCCAGAACAAGACCAAACUGCACAUUGUUAAAUGCACAGCACACAGUUGCACCUUCAAUUCUUAUAAAAUUCCUUGCCGAUGAGGGGCUCCCUUUUGAUCUAAGUUUGUGGAGAGGGGAGAUUUCUCUCUUUCCCCCUCUAAGAAAAAACCCUCUCUUUCUCCUCUCCCACCCUCAUUGGGUAUUAGAGGCAUCCAGGCAAGGGGUGUGUGUGUUUUCAUCCCAACUUCAUCAAUGGGCAAGAAGAAAUAAACCUCCCCUCCUUGCAUGCUUUGAGCAAGACCAAUUGGGAACCCCAUAUCUAUAGUAAAUUUUCGAAAGGCACCUAAAAGAGGACAGCACAAUUUAUUCCAGCUCCUCCUCCUCUAUAGCACAAGGAGUAACAAUCUUCUUGACUUUAGACAGCCUCAUUUUUUGGACCAGAUCCUGAUGAAUGUUGUGUCUUUCUCCUCAGUCAGCUGAAAUCUGGUUAGAAUGAUGUCCCUCUUAUUGCUUCAUCAGCCCAAUGCAAUCUGAGAAGGGCUCAGUGAAGAAAACCUGCUUCGAUGGUCUAAUAUGACUACACCCUGCUUAUUCUGUAACAGCCCACACCCUGCUUACCUAAGAGUAAGUGCCAUCGAAUUCAAUAGGGCUUACUUCAGAGUAGACAUAGGGCUGCUCUGCUGGAUGCUCUCCCCGGGGAGGCUCGCCUGGCGCCUUCCUUACAAAUAUUUAGGUGCCAGGCAAAAUCGUUCCUCUUCUCCCUGGCCUUUGACUAUGGCUUUUGAAACAGGGUGGGGGGCUGGUGGUGGUAUUGUUUUUGUUCGUUACUAUGAUAUAUAUAUUUGUGUUUUUACAUUGUAAACUGCCUUGUGAUUUUUGAAUAAAGUAUGGUAUAGACAUUUAAUUAAUAAAUAAAUACCAAAAAUGUAGCUGAAUAUUAGACUUUUGUUGAAUAAUUAGUAUAGAAAUGCAUGUUCGACUGUCUUUCUGCUCCCGUUGACAGAAGAUAACUACAUGGUGAUUGAUAAUCGUCUGACUGCUAAUCACUUUAUCUCCAAAGGGUGAUCUGGAAGUUAUCCUCAAAUGCUUUGAGCAAGGCUGUUUUUCUGCUGUCUGCACCUGGAGGCUUGGAAAGGAGUUAGAAGGAGCUGGCAAGCUGAAGAGUUGUCAUCAUGCCCAAGAGAAAGUCAGCCUGUCUGGGUGGAGAGGUAGAGGCUGUAGCUGCCAGCCACCAUCCUGCCCACCAGGGAUCAGUCCUCACUAGGCCACGUUUAUCUAGUAAAAAUAUUUAUUGGCAUUUAUUAGCAUAAACCCAGAAACAGGAAGUAAACUGUAAGGGCACCUAUAGGGAAGACUAAAAAAAAUGGGUCAGUGUGGCAACAGGCACAUCCACUGUGGUUCAUUUUUGGGGAAAAGGCAUUAUAGAAAAGUAUGUGAUCAUUGUGUACAUGCCUCCCAUGUGGGGUGGGAAUGGAAAAUAAGAAAAGGUGCCAGCUAGGAGUUUUAGCUCAAAGUGUGAUACAAUCUGGCAUUGUUGGCAGACGGAAGGCAGGAUUCAACAUGUUAAGAGACUGCAGUGACUGAGGAGUGUUUAGGGCAUGCUGGGUUCUGAAAGGAAAGAACAGCGAACGAGUUUCUUAAACUUACAGUUUGUUCUGAGAACUUUUCAGUUAAGCGUUUUGUUUUGACAAGUAACAACCUUGCUGGUAGGAUGUAGGAGCUGUUGAAUAUGUCUGUUUAUAAAUUACUAGGCUUAACAGGUUUAUGGGGCUAUUGUUUCACCUAUUCUCUUCGGUCUCAGCCAGGCUUCCUGCCGAGUAGGCAUAGCCUGGGUGCCAGAGGGAUCAGUAGCUGUCUAGCUGCUUGUGUCUUUGGGUCUCUGGGCCUUGUGGAGGGCUUUUCUGAAAAAGCCCAUGCCUCUGUGGGCGAAGUCAGAGUUUCUCAAACUUCUGAACUCCUUCUGAACUCACCUCCCUUCUGUACCUCAAUUUAUAGAGACGCCAGUCUGUUGGGCAAACAAGUACAUAGCAGUCCACUUCAGCCAGCCAAUCUGACCCCCCAACGGAUUGCUCAUCACUCCCCCCACUCCCUCCACCAGCGCUGGCAAAAUCUCACCAGAAGCCACAGCUGGCAUAGAUGAGAAAUGCCUGCAAGCUGGGCAGCAGCACCAAAGCAUGCCAGCGGAAAAAGAGAGGGUGCUGGCCUUGCCUUUCCUCUCGAUGCUGGCUGCUCAGAAGGAGGAGAGCCUCUUGUCUGGCCAGCAGAACUGGGACCCCUUGCAUGGCCAGACAAGUGUUCAUUCCCCUCCAGGCGUUUUGAUGUCUAAGGCAGCCCUAAUUCUUUUCCAGCUCCAGCAGCCUCUGGCUCAGCCAUCCCUAAUUAUUUUCAGUUGAAUGACCCCAACCUACAAAAAGGCUAAAUAAGGGAAAACACAUCAUGAUUUAUUGCUGAAUGCAAAGUACACUUGCAGCAAAGUCUACAAUCCCAAAGCAACCCUCUGUGGGGCUUACUUCUGAGUAGACAUGUAUAGGAUUGGACUGCUGCUCUACUGUAUUGGAACAUAUAUUUUAACUGUUCAAGAAACUACAGUGUUCUAGUUAGAUCUGUCACAAAGUGUUUCUGUCCUUGUCGUCGUGCUCAGGAAUUGUUUGCCAAUGCCAGGAGCAGUUCCGCACGCAUGAAUGCGCCACUGGAAGAAUCCUACCAAGCGCACGGAAACAAUCCGCUUGUCUCUAACUGCACAGAUUUGCUUCUCUGCCCAGCAGGAUUUAUAUGGAGGCCUUUCCUUUGAGGAGAGGAAGAGUUGUUUUCCUCACAUGGUUCUGUGUGGUUGUUGUCUUAAAAUUCAAUUGCUAACAUUUCCUUUUCUUAGGAUAACCCGCUACUUAAUGAUUUAAAAAUACCUCAAUCAAUGCUAGUUGUCCAGAGGAUUUUACUGUGAAAGUUGCCCAGCCCUUGCCAGGACUGGCUCCCAGGUUGGCAGCUGUAAGGGCUUUCCUUAGAGAGGAUUCCAUAACUUUGACACUGAAAGAAAAAUCUCUGGACCUGUCUGUUUUCAGCACCCAGUAUCCUUUCUAGGAUGUGUGCUAGCGAGGUUGUGGCACAGUUCGAAGAGGUUUUGGGUGGAAUGGAUGAUCAAUAUUGCUUCCAGUCUAGCCUUCAGCCUCACUGUGGCACGGAAACCACCUUUGCCGCCCUACUGGGAGAUCUGGGCCAAGAGAUGCGCCAGGAGAGUGUGAAGCAAGGAGGGCUCAGAAGCGCACCUUGGCAAAUGGCACUGAAAGGGAAAGGAAGCAGGCAGGGAAACCACCGCAGUUCAGAUUAUGCGCUCGUGGUCAGAACUGGAUUUACUCUCUGGAAAUGCAAGUGGCAUUUGUUGACACUAGAGCUAGGUGAUACAUUGUCAAAAACCGGCUUGAAUUUUACUUCAUGAUAACUGUUUCAUAAUAUCUGACCUGGCAAUAUAUCGUGAAUCACAACGUGUGUGAGGACUGGGUGAUAUCUGGUUUUCAACAUUGCAAUAUAUCACCAGCAAAACAUUGCAAUAUAUCAUGAUGUCUGAAAUAAGGAUGGAAUUAUGCAGAGGCAAACAGGGUAACAUCCUGGCAACUGCUACUACUUAAGGGUAAAUAACGAUAAAUGACGAUAUAUCAAUCACCGCACGGUCCCCUUCAUCAGCAUGCAAGCCAAAAUGUAUCCACACAGGGCUUUGGGUCGAGAGGAAUGAGUCUUUCCCUCCAAAUGUGUGCAAGCGGCUGAGACCAACCUUGAAGGACUGUUGUCAAGACUGCAGCGCUGGGAGGGGGAAUAAAUAACCAUAGCAGAGGAGCGGAGGGAAAACCAAGGCAAGGGGGAGAGAAUUCUUUGCCUGUCUGACCCAGACUGGCCUUGCAGGGCUGUAAGCAGGUCUCCUGCCAGAAACAGAGAGCGGGGAGAGAAUCCCAAAACAGAGAGGCUUCCUUUACUCUGUGUCCAAGAGCUACAGCCCAGGGAUGAGGAGAAUGGAGAAUGCGUGAGAAUUACUGGAAGCUCCUCCACGAGGUUCAGCUUUGGCUCCAGGCACCGUCUAUGGUGCUGUUAGCAGGCCUUGGACAUAUUCUGCCAUGGAGGUGCAGCUUCAGUCAGAGACCUUCAAACUCUUCCUGAAAGAAAAUGCCAGACAGGGAGAAGGGGCAGGAGGGCAAUGUGAUCUUGUGGCUGACAGCCCUGGCUUCCAAUCAGGGAAGGACUUUGCCAAGGCUUUCUCUGACCACAUGCCUGGGGGAGGGCUCUCCCAGAGCUGUGCCUUGGCUUUCCCCUGUGAUGACAAAAUAAAUUUGUCAGUCACAAUGGAUCUUUCCCCACCCUGGUGUUUUCUUUCUAUGGUAAGGUUACAGACAUUGGUGUCGCUUUCAGCAGAUACUUGCCUGUAAGUUUUUAUUUUUAAUGUCCAAAUCGCUGAGGCAUCAUGAAGUGCUUUGGGGUUCCCACUCUGGUUUGGGGUGCUUCAUACGGAUUGUGCUUUGCCUGAGACUAGCCCAGAAUCCCUUUAAGUCAGGGGUCGGCAAGGCUUACUGGGCAUGGGCCACAUCACUCCCGCGGAGAUCCUCCGUGGGCUGGGCUAGCGCAGUGUGAUGCCAGAAAUCACUUCUGUGCAUGCCCAGAUGCCGAAAAUCACGACCGUGCAGAAGCAAUUUUCGGCGUCUGGGCAUGUGCAAAAGUGAUUUUUGGCUUCGCGGACAUGCGCAGAUACGAUUUCCAGCAUUUGGGCAUGCGCAGAAGCGAUUUCCGGAGCCGCGGAAGAGAGUCCUGGUGCUGUGCUGUGCUGGUUUAGUGCAGCGUGUGGGGACUCGCCGAGUGGGCGGCUCUGUUUGGGGGUGGCUCAUGGGCCUGUUAUGCGACCCUCGUGGGCCGCUUCCGACCCAUGGGGCUUAGGUUGCCGACCUCUGCUUUAAAUCAACCAGUUUGGUAUUCACAAUCUUCUGCAUUCCCUGCACACCUCUAGCGUCAGUUGUUUGCAAUCAAUUAUUUGUCAUCUUUCUGUGAGAAAUUGGACCAAAGGACAACACAUGGUUGAUUCCUUGAGUGCUUGUAUGUAGCUAUUGAAACAAGGGCCUUUUGACAAACCACCUUAUGAGGCUCUCUGUCUUACAUAUUUGGACCCGUCCGCCCCUCUUUUGGGGGGUAGGCGACCAGCCUGGUUGUCUAACAUGUGUUAUAAUGAUUGCGGUUUCCCCAGGUGGCUGGGCUGUCAGCAAACCAAUCAAGAUGCAGUAGGUUAUCAGCAGUGAUCUGAGUAGAUCAAAAAGGUUGGCUUUCAGGGUCAAAGACUUAACCACCGUUAAACAAAACAAAACAAAACAAAAUGUAUGUCCACUGCACUCUUCUUCUGUGCUCAAGGGGAGGCAUUAAGAAUGCUGGCUCCUCCAGGAAGCCAUGCUGGGUGUUACAGAUUCUCCCUCGGAUUAAUAAAGGCUGGAGGGAAAGGGAACUACCAGGUGUAUCUCAAACUAUAGAAUUGCCAUUGCAAUUGCAAGAAGAGUGCCACUUAUCCUCUCUGAUAUUUCUAAAGCAGCACUGAAUUAUUACCAGUUUGAGGGAACUCAGCUCUCAUGACCAUAUUUUUUGAUCUGAAAAGAGGAAGGAAAGAAAAAAAUGGCCUCUGUUUAUUUUCGUGCUGUAAAUCAUUCAGGUGUGUUUCACGAGGGACUGAAAUUGAGCAAACCAGCUACAAGCACAGACCCUGAGCAGAGGAUUAAAGGCAAACAGCAGACUGAAGUCCCCCCAAAGCAUUUCACGGCACGGAUUUAGUUCCUAAAUGUGGGUGUCUAAAGGCAGAAGGAAGGCUUUGCUUGAACCGCCGGCCUAGGAGCAGGCGUGAUUCACCCCCAUUUGUUUUGUAUUCCAAAACAGAAAAGAAGAAAGGGAGGCAUGCUGCCUUUUGCCCACUAAACACCCAGACCGUCCUCCUUCCUGUCAAUGAGGCGCCCAGGAAAGUAUUCAGCCGGACAAUGGAGCCUACGGGGACCAAGAUGGCCUUGCUCAGCAACGUCCUGGCCGCCUAUUCCUUUGUCACAGGUAGGCCCCCCCCUCUGGCCACCACUUCUGUUUGCUCAGGGGGUCAGCUAUCUUUUUCAUCAGGGGGCCGGUCCACUGUCCCUCAGACCUUGUGGGGGGCCGGACUAUAUUUUGAAAAAUAUAAAUGCCCUGCAAGCCGGUCCCGCAGCUGCCUGUGGACCUGGAGGAGGAAUGCACUCUGCACAUGCUCAGGAGCACGUCUCGGCACUGCCCGCUCACCGGCGUUGUUGAUGAGCCACAGCCGCUCCAUCCGCCCGUCCCCGCGGAGCUCCCAGGCGGCGUGCACCAAGCGCUGCGGCCCGUCGUCCGAGGCCAGGUCGGAGGGGCAGGCCGCGCACGCAGAGCGCCAGGCGCAGGGCCAGCAGGCACGCCAAGCUCCGGCUGAAGCCCCGCGACACACCCGUCACGAUGCCCGUGGCACGACCCAGACCCGCCGGCCUCUCCGCCCAUGCCCAUGCCGGGUUUACCGCAGAGCGCGGGCGGCAAGGCUUCGGAUUGGCUGCAGGAACUCCAAAGCUGUGCCAGCGUUGCCACCUGCCCAGAGCCGUCCGUGGCUUCCUGCAGCCAAUCCAAAGCUGCGCCAGCGUCGCUGCCUGCCCAGAAGCCAUGCCAGUAUCGCGGACGUCAGUCCCCGUGUGGCAAGGCGUCCUCAGCAUGUGGGGACUGACCGAGCAGGCGGCAGGGUCCGCGGGCCAGAUUUAGGAGCCUGGGGGGGCCACAUCCGGUCCCCAGACCUUAGUUUGCCGACCCCUGUGUUUACUGGAUGUUUCGUGAGGCUGUACCAGGGUAUCUGAAGAUCACAUUUCAAGGCUGCAUCAUCAUCAUCAUCAUCAUCGUUAUUAUUAUUAUUAUUAAAACUUUUUGAUUUGUUUUUGUCAACCGGAGAACUAAAGGAGUCCAGAAAAGGGAGUGUUGUGUGUAUUUUCUGUGGUUUCUGAUGCCCUGCUAGUUCAUUGUGUUUUGUACACACUUCUGCUUCACCAGAAGAGAGGACAGAAGAGGACUCACACUUGCAUAGAACUUGCAUGGUGCUAAUUGAUAUGUAUAUAUGCAAAUUUUAAAGUAAUCGUGAUUUAAAUUUCACAUAAAACAAGUCAGCCAGUUUCCCACCACAUCACCCCAAUCUUGUCUAUUAAAUCGGACCCCACCUUAUAUCAUCCCCAGCAAUUCUUCCAUUAGUUUAACACCCAGAGUCCAAAAUAAAUUCCCCUUCAAUUAAUUAUCCCCAUUCAUCAUCAGCCACAUAUCAUUAACCUUGUCUCACAUGAAAGGAAUGAGAAGUAAAAAGGGUGGUGGAGAUUCUCCCUAUUAGACAAAGGAGCCAGUAGGUAAUCUGUUAUACCUUUACUGAUUUUUUUCAAAAAUAUUUAAGCAGAAACCGCAAGCCAGUAGCUGAGCUUCAACCUCAGAUGUACCAGGGCGGUGUGUGUGGCGACACCUCAAGACCUCUGUGCCAUAGCAAUAUUUCUGAAUUAGGAUUGGUGGAGUGUUGGCCAGAGAAGGAUUUUUAACAGCUUGGGCUGGUUCAGCAGUUGGAAGAAGAGAGCCCAGCUGCUGCGCUGCCUCCUCUGUUCUGAUCCCCUCCUUCUUGAAGCGGGUUUGCCCUGGAAGCUGCUGCACGAUACGGUCACCAAGGUGCUCCCUGGCCCACCUGGGGGGAACCAUGUUGCUGCUCCUUGGUUCCUGGGCCCCCUUGAGGGCGUUAAUGCUGAUAUAGGAAACUUUAGAUGGCUUGGGGCCCAUGUUUCCAAUAGAGGGCCUCUUCCAGUAUUAGCCAACUGGGCUCUGAGAGGGGCCCUUUGCUGUCCUGCUGGAAGAUGGCCCUUUCUUACGACCAGGGAGCUACCUUACUGGGCUUAUGAUGCCAGGCCAAACCCAUCGAUUUACCAAGGCCCUGGGUGGCAGUGACAGAGAAAGUGCCUGGAGGCUGGGGUUGAUCACGCUACUCUAUUUUGCCGUGUUAUUUCAGUAGUAGCAGCGAUUUAUUAAUGUGCUCUUAUUUGAAGUCCAUCCCUUUAUGAACUUCAAAGUGGCAAAUACUUCUUUUUCAUUCUUAAGAUUAAAGACCUCCUCACUGAGGAGCCAACUCUCUGUCCUGUAAUUUAGAGAAUUAAUGAUACAGGUAUAUUUACUCAGCUCAAGAAAACUUGGCUUCUCUUCAACUGAAGUGUGAAAAUGAAGUAAUUGAUGGAAUGUCAACAUUUUGAAUAAAUGUUUCCUCGGGUUACAACAUUUAUCUUUCAUCUACCCUUGUGUUGUACUCCUUGCAUGAUAUCUUUCAGUUCCUUUCCCCAUAUAAUUAUUCCUUUGCAACAUGGGAAUUAUGGGUUUCAUACCUAUGUUUAAAUUUGCUAGGACUUGAAUUUGCUAGGGAUGAGUAGAUUGCCCUGUUUUAUUCCAUUAUUCUGUUGCUUUUCUGUUUUUUCUUGGGUUCUACCCCACUGCCAAGGAGAAAACAAACAAAGUAUUGUUUCUGUGAAAGGAGGAAAUGCCUAUUCCUUCAGCUUUUUAAAAACAGAGUCUCUCUGCUGAAUUGCACCAGUGCCACAGCAAGGAGCCUUUUAACUUCUAGACUUCAAGUUAGUACGUAUAUUCUUAUUCUUUCAGUAUAUAAAUAGGUUGCACAGUGUGUGAGGAUUCUAUCUUUUAAAACUAAGACUGUCCCUAUCGUUCCACUCUUUUUUAAACAAAAACAAUACCUUUUUUUUCAAGGUAUGGGUAAAAAUAGAAAGCAGCCUGCUACCCCCGUCGCCAUGAGUGGUACAAGAUUCCAGGGGUUCCAGGCGCUUCUCCAGAGUUCAUGUUUCCUUUGGGAAUGAGGCACAGCAGAAACUGUGGCGUCUUUAGGAUAUAUGGUUUAUAGACACAUGUACACAACGUGAGCCUUUUCUGGAGGGGUUUCCAGCAUUAGCAUCCCCAAAGGGUCUUGUUUCUCUCAUAGCCCCAGCUUUGGAUUCAUACAGAUCUCAAGCAUUGCUCUCCAAAAUUGCUCUGACUCUCCUGCUUACUGCUGUGUUUGCCCAUCAUAUUAUUACUCCUCUUCCUUACACCAAGCUUCUAGAUCACAUUUCUUCUCACUUUCUACUCUGGCUUUAUCUUUGGAGGAAGGAGCCUCACCCUUUUGCCAUCUCAAACAGAGUCCUUUUGAUCCAUUGUUCUCUUAAUGGCCAUCAUCCCUGACCACUGGUCCUGUUAGCUAGGGAUGAUGGGAGUUGUAGUCCUGAAACAUCUGGAGGGCUGAGUUUGCCUAUGCCUGAGGUAGAAUAGAGAUACCUUGCCUAGUAACCUUUGAUAGCCUUGCCCUUGAUGAAUCUUGUCUAAUCUUCUUUUAAGCCAUACAAGUUGCAGGCAUCACUGCCCCAGAGCCAGUUCCAUCGUGGAACCAUGCGCUUUCCUGAAUCUGCCAACAUUUCACUUUAUUGGAUGCCCACAAAUUCCGGGAGGAAAACUUCUCUACCCACCUUCUCCACAGUAGACAUGAUUUUAUAAACUUCUUUCAAGUCACUUCGUACUCACUUUCCCCCUAAAUUAAAAGACCCAGCCUGGGGUUGGUGGAAGAACUGUGCCUGGAUUGACAGAUGACAGUUUUGAGGCAGCUCAGGAUCUAGCGGAUCCUAGGUUAGCUUGGUCCCUCCCCCAUGUGGGUGCUUCUGCGGUGCUUAGCUCACCCUUCAGUCAACCUUCCUGCAGCUGCGAUGGGGAUCUGUGCUCUUGGAUGCUGGCCCUGCAUGGUAGGCAGGGGGCAGCUUUUGGCUGCAUGACUGGGGGUGUGGGGGUGGGUGUCUCGGGUCGCAGCCUCACUUUGUCCCUCAAGUAAUCUGGUGCAGAGGGAAGCCGAUAGUAUGGGUCUGGUACCUCUGUCCUGUGUCCUGCCCACAGCAGUAGGUCUGCCAUAGCGGCCGGGGUUGUUUGAAGCUCAGCACACAUUCAGUAUAACCUCUGUGGAUGGUGCCAUUUUAUGACCUCGCCUCCAUUAUCAUUCAUAUUUAAAUCAUUAUUUUAAUUAUUGCUAAAAUGCUUUUCCGAUAUGCUCACCACUGUUUCUUUCAGUGGAAGAAUUAUAGCAUUCUAACAUCACGCCGUACUGCUAUAAUUCAUUAUAGCUACAAGAAAGAAGAUUCCACCUAAACAUUAGGAAGAACUUCCUGACAGUAAGAGCUGUUCGACAGUGGAAUUUGCUGCCAAGGAGUGUGGUGGAGUCUCCUUCUUUGGAGGUCUUUAAGCAGAGGCUUGACAACCAUAUGUCAGGAGUGCUCUGAUGGUGUUUCCUGCUUGGCAGGGGGUUGGACUCGAUGGCCCUUGUGGUCUCUUCCAACUCUUCUAUGAUUCUAUGAUUCUAUGAGCAUUGCUAUAACACUCUAGUCCAGUCACAAUGUAACAAUGACUGAAUGACAGCAUCACGUGGAGUCCCAUAAAAAGGGGGUGAAUGCACUGUAGCAAAUCCAAAAUUGUAUUCCUAGCGUUGGAGGCCCCCAAAUGAGAUGCAUUCGUGUACAACUUUGGCCUGGAAGCACUCCUUAAGGAAUUACUUUCCCCAAACACAUUAGAUAUUUUAGUUGCAUGUCUCGUUUUAAUUUCUCACCUCAGUGUGUCACCAUCUAACUAGAUCACUGCCUUCUCUAAUGACUUACUCCUUUGACUUUCUCCUCGUUCUCUUUAUCCUGCAUCUCGAAGGUCCAGGCGUGUGUUCAGUCCCCCACCGCAUCUCCCACAACAGAUUGUGUCUCAACUAGAUCUCCUCAUCUACAUUUUCUUAAUAUGAGCCUCACAUCCCUUUCCUCCCCCCACCCCACCCCACCCCACCCUACUCUGAGGCUCAAACUUAUCUCUGUCCCCUUGUUUGGUAGAAAGCCAAAGGAUUACAAAGCUGUUUAGAAUUCACGUUUUCUUUGUUGGGCAUAUCAUUUUAUUCCUCUGCACCCUUUAAAAAACAUUUCCUCUUCUACAUUUCAGAAAAUCCUGAGCGAGCUGCUUUGUAUUUUGUGUCUGGCAUUUGUGCAGGCCUUCUCCUGACCUUGCUGGUUUUAGUACUCCGAAUCUCCUGUCAAACUGAUUGCAAACCAUUGCAAACCAAAAAGCCAUCGCGGGACAGUGACACCGAUGGCAGUGACAGCGACGAUGACUCAGACACUGCGUCUGACCUGUCUGCUCGACGGCACCGCAGGUUUGAAAGAACGCUGAAUAUGAACGUUUUCACCUCGGCUGAGGAGCUAGAGCGAGCUCAAAGGCUGGAAGAAAGGGAGCGCAUCAUACGAGAGAUUUGGAUGAAUGGGCAGCCAGAUAUCCCAGGGACCAGGAGCCUAAACCGUUACUACUAACAGCUGGCCACUGCUACCACCUGGUCCAGCAGUCACAGCAUCCUCUAAACCUGUUGCUACUCAGGGAAGAGGGGAAACUCAAGAGUUCCCAAGGCAAGCUAACCUUAAGCUUUGCCUCCAUUUUCCCCAGGCAAAUUGCAAUCAGGGUUUUGCUCACAGACAUCUAUUGCUGUUGCUGGUUUUUUUGGAGCAGAGGGGACAUACCAGACAAAAAACUCACUUUAUAUUGAUUUGAAAGCAUCUAUAUCAUGGAUUUUUUUUACCACAUACCUGGCAAGGAUGAGAUUUGCUUGUAUAUUGUUUUAACAAUCAGGAUCCUACUAGAGGCAGGGCUGUAGCUAGGGGUUGGCGAGGUGGGUCUCCGCCAGAGGCACAGGCAAUUGGGGGGCACAAAAUCGUCUGAAAAAUAUGUCCAUAAAUAUAAAUAUUGAUUAUUGCCUCAUAAGAAAUGGUUUUAAAUAGAGGGUGAAUUGAAUGGGGGGGGGGGUCGGGUUGGAAGAGAGGAGGGAAGAAGAGCUAAUUUGUCCAUGGCUGGGGGUGCAAUUUGGAUGGUUCUGCCAGGGGCGCAAGAUCACCUGGCUAUGACUCUGCCUAGAGGUGAUUAAAAUACAGUGUUGGUGAAGAGGGAACCGAAGCAGUAAGUCAUGAUAAGGUUUGCAACAUUGGGAAAUUGUGGAAUUAACCCAUGUACAAAAAAACCAAACCUUCAGAACUGAGUAUUCUCACACUAUGAAACUAUCUUGGUGCUUGGAUGCUCAAUAUUCUGUCUUGUUAUUUAAGGCUGUUUCAAAUCUUGCUUUAGUGGCAGCAAUUUUUUAAAAAACUGUUAUCUCAGGGAUAAAAUCCUUCUCCCAAUACAAGUUCCCCCAUCCUUUCCCCCCAUCCAAUAUUUUUCCCAUGGGGGCUUGUUAUUGCAGAAGUUGUCAGUGGUGAGUAAACUGUUAAAAACCUCAAAGGUUGAAAGGUUUUGUGAGUGUUUGUGAGAGUGCGCGCGUGCACACACACACACACACACACACACACACACUGCUGUGCAGUGCCUUACUGAUACUAAACUGUAGUUUUCUUAUUAGCAGUUAUGCAUAAAUAUUUCAUAUACAGUAUUAUAUUCCCCCUUUCCCACCAAAAAUAGUUUUUUUCACAGUUGCAUUGCAGGAAUACAAUGGGAGCAAGAGUGGCUUAAAAAAACCACACCAGGAUGAAUUUACUUGCUUCAAUUUUUUUUAAAAAAACAUCAAUCUUCUGUUUCAGGUAAAUGCACUAGAACAUAAAUGAUUUUUGUACAGAUUCCCCAAAACUGCAGACCUUCCAACAUUCCUUAGAUGAAAAUAGGGACAUUUCUCCCUCCUUCCCAUUUUUGCUCCCCUCCAGAGCAUUUCCUGUCCGAAGUAAGGCGAGUGCUGUCACCCCUAAGCCAACAGGGCACAGCGCACCUCCAGCACCCUGAGAAAACCCCUUAAUCUUGAUUUUGUUUUGUUUUAUUCUUUGCUAGAUUUACAACAAGAAAAGCACACACAAAACCUAAAUUUUACAAGGGAGCAAGGCUAGACAUGGAUGAACUAAACAUUUUUUUUUAAAAAAAAUCAAGACGCUUUGCCACCCAGGGUGGCCCUGCCCUCUGCCUGCCCCUCAGAGCCAGGGCAUUGUGUGGGGCUGGGCCCCUCUGCUGGUGGCGGCAUCCUCUCCUCCUCUUCCUCACCUGCUCUCCAGCAGCCACUACAAGCUGCCCAAGGGUGGAGAGGCCAUGGGGUGCUCCCUUGCAGCCCCCGUCACUCAGGACAAGCGCCGGCCCUCCUCCUCCCCCAGCUCAGCAGCAGCAGCACUGGAGGGGGGGGGGAAUAGGGACAUUCUGGGAUCAAAUCAGGAGCCGGGUUUUGUAAUUCCAGGAUGGUCCCUGGAAAAUCGAGGCCCUUGAAGGGUAUGAAGUUGCUGCAACUGAGAAAACAGCUGUUUCAUCCUGUUCAUCUGGCCUUAGGGUCUGAACACAACCAAAAUCUUCCUCGGUGGCCCAAGCAUUCCCAGAAGUAACAGCCCAAGCUUUCAGCAGGAUCGGAGCGGGCCUGAUCCUGUAAACAUGAACUAGGCUCCUUGCUUUUAUAACCGGUUCAAGUCAUUUCUGCUGGAAGUUGUUGGCUGGUUUGCACACAUGGAUCCCUGAUGUGAAACUGCUCAGUGGCCUUAGAUAUAGUAAAGGUGAUAAAAUGUUUUCUGCGUUUCUUAUGUCUACCAGGCAUUAAUAGCCUGACAAGAAUUCCAAGGAGUUAAUAAGGCUUCCUUUCCUUCUUCCCGAACCUACAGUGCUGCUAGUUAACUCUUCUGCUGCACACAAAUAAAAUUGUACAAAACAAAAACAAAGCCAUUUAACACUGGGUCCUUGGCAUGUGAAGUGUGUGUCAAGGGGCUGACAUUUUCCCUCAGUCCUUCAGAUAGAUGCUCAGCCCUUUCUAAACUUUAAGUUAACUAUUUCUAUAAUCUGUUCUGCUAGUACUCUUCCUGUAGGUCUAGACAGCUAUGCCUCUCUGUCUUUGUGCCCUUAGAUCACGAACUACCCAUGCAUUUUUGUCUCUGCUCCUGCUGACGCUUUUUCGUAUGCAGCCUCCACAGCAUCUGGUGACUGCGGAGUCAAACAGGCCUUUGGCCAUCUUACUUUUGUAGUUAAAAGCCUAUGCAACUAAAAUGUCACUCAGCAGUGAUGACUGGUGUCCAUCUGGACGGGAAGAACUGAGGGCAGAGAGCAGGACAGCCAGUGGUAGGUGGAGCUGGCCAUCUUUUAGUACUCCUCUUCCUCCCUUCCAAGGACACGAAGAAAACGUAAGCACCUCAGUCCAAGACCUUAAUAACUACCGGAAGAGUAUUAUCUUAAAGUAGACUGGUUCAUGUAAACGGCUGUCCUUGCUUGCUGCCUCUGCCGAUUUCUAAACUGGAGAUAAAAUCUGUGACUGACCUGCCUCUCAGCUCCAGUGUGGCAGGGAGAAGAACCCAGGGUCCAACCAGGAGAUGAGUUGCCAUGGAUCGAUGACCAUGAAGGAAAAAUGGAAAUUAAAUUGUAGAAGAUGACGCUAAAAGAUAUUUAGGAUUAUUUGUUUCUUCGUGUCUACGGGGCAUCCAGAUUUUGUGAAAUUUCCUGGAAUCAAAUGGCAGCCGCAUUAGAGCACAUUUCAAAAGCCAUAUUUUGAACUUAGCACUGUCCGGGCGCUCUUCCAGAGUAGAGAGUCCAGGCCUGGGUGAUGGAUUUUUUUUCUCCUGGAAACCUGCUAAUGUUCUUUUGCUAAGAAUGGUCUCUUAGGUUCUCUUUCUAGGUUCCCUGCUGACAAGUAGGGCUGCUAGUAUUCCUGUUUUCUUACUUCAAUUAAAUAUAUUUCAGCGAAUUCUUGUCCCAUAUUCCCAUGACUCAUGAAAUACAGCUUUAAAAAACAACAACUUGCUUUGCUAUACAUUUACCUCCCCACAAAGGGCUCACCCAGACUUCACUUGUGGCACUGCUUCCCCCUGGGAAAACCUGCUAUUUCCUGCUGAAUUGGAGCAAACAACAAUCAGAUUUUCUGCGCAUUGUCGUUUGCUCCGAUUCCAUGCUAAAGAGCGGGUUUUCCUGGGGAAAGCAGUGUGGCAAAUGGGAAACCACUGGGACUUGUUCUUUCUAGGCACGGGUCAAGUGGAAAGUGGACAAGCCCAAAGUCUUUUUCUUCUCCCUUUAAGUGCUAAACAAAGUUUUUAUUUUCAUGUAUUAAAAAAGUGGUUUUCUCUAUCUUUCUCUCCCCAGUGUUUUAAAUGUUUUUCUUCUCCCUCUCUCAGAAAGUGGGAAAUUACUCCUU
Messenger RNA from Podarcis lilfordi (Lilford's wall lizard), 25019 nucleotides. The record is from the annotation of a GenBank genome assembly. NCBI's taxonomy places the organism in Eukaryota, Metazoa, Chordata, Lepidosauria, Squamata, Lacertidae.